This is a messenger RNA of Physcomitrium patens, 2177 nucleotides long. RefSeq names its product flotillin-like protein 3. The record is from RefSeq and is a predicted model, not a curated record. NCBI's taxonomy places the organism in Eukaryota, Viridiplantae, Streptophyta, Bryopsida, Funariales, Funariaceae. Gene Ontology annotation, cellular component: plasma membrane; plasma membrane raft.
AAGGCGACUCCUUCUUGGAUGCAACCAAUGCUGUGGUUUCCAGCUCCUCGUGCCCGGUUUGUAUAUUGUUUGGUUCCGUCGGCCCAGCUUUUGAAUUGCGAGUUUUGUGUGAGAAGGAGGGAUUUCGAUGAGCAGAGCGCAUGCGAUAAUACUCGCGUGCUGUCUGAAUCGACUUGAGUAACUGGAAAAUGGUUACUGACUUUCUAGUGUUCCAAGUCCGGAGCUCAUCCUCCUGUGCUUUUUGUUAGGCUUUCGAUUCUCCAGCAGUUUGUUCUCAAACAGUUUUUCAGACAUGGCGUUCCAUACCGCUGCUGCCAAUGAGUACUUGGUGGUCACGGGGGCGGGUAUCAAGGAUGUGAAGCUGAAGAAGAAGGGAUGGAUCUAUCCUGGUCAGAAGUUUUCAAGGUUCGACAUCAGUCCUGCCAACUACAAAUUCGAUGUGCACGCAAUGAGCUCCGAGAAGUUGCCGUUCAUCCUACCGGCAGUCUUCACCAUUGGUCCCAAGGACGACUCGGAAUCUCUGAUGAAAUAUGGCAAGCUCAUGUCGUCCCACGACAAAUCAGGGAAUCAUGUGGUCGAGCUUGUGAAGGGGAUCGUGGAAGGAGAGACUCGGGUGUUGGCAGCCGGUAUGACGAUGGAGGACAUUUUUCGUGGAACCAAGCAAUUCAAGGCUGAGGUUUUUGACAAGGUGCAAUUGGAGCUCAACCAAUUCGGUCUUCAUAUAUACAAUGCCAACAUCAAGCAGCUGGUGGACAUCCCAGGAGCCGAGUACUUCUCCUUCUUGGGGCAAAAGAUACAGCAAGGGGCUGCAAACCAGGCGAAGGUGGACGUGGCCGAGGCGAAGUACAAGGGUGACACUGGUGCCAAGGAGCGCGAAGGUCAGACCCUCAGGAAUGCUGCAAAAGUGAAUGCCGACACAGCAAUCUACGCCAAGUCUCAGGCUGGUGCGGCCAAGCAACAAGAGAUCAAGAUCGACACAGAGAUCCAGGUGUAUGCCAACCAGAAAGAAGCAGAGGUCGCCGAGGCCAAUGCUGAACUGGCCAUCAUGAAGGCCGAACUGCAGAAGAAGUCAAAGAUAGCAGACAUCGAAUCCGAGAGGACAGCGGCAAUUCGUGAUGCGGAGAUGGAAAAGCAGUUGGAGGUGAAGAAAGCAGAGGCCAAAACGGAAAAGCUUCGCGCGGAGAAACUAGCGAAGGCAAAGGUGGAUUACGAAGCCUCUAUGCAGGUGACAAACUCGGUGCUCUACGAGAAACAGCAGGCAGCCGAAGGAGAGCUGUACACACGCCAGGCACAGGCGAAAGGACAGGAAAGGCUAGCGGAAGCGCAGUUGUAUGUGAAGCAGAAAGAAGCCGAUGCAGCACUCUACUCCAAAAACAAAGAAGCGGAUGCAGCGCUGUACGCCAAACACAAAGAAGCUGAAGGAAUUGUGGUGAUGGCAGAGGCUCAAGCAGCCUACGUUAAGAGCAUGCUGGCGGCCUUCGAAGGGAACUACGCCGCAUUCCACAACUACCUCAUGUUGGAUAGGCGAGUGUAUCAACAAAUGGGCGAAAUCAACGCGGGAGCCGUGAAAGGGCUUCAACCCAAGAUCACUGUUUGGAACACAGGGUCGUCGAGCGACUCAGGAGCGGGCACGGCCCCGAUCGCUGAUCUCUUCAAGAUGAUCCCGCCUCUCUUCUCCACCAUCAAAGAUCAGACUGGGGUGGAGCCAUUGCCGUUCCUUGCCAAGCUUCCCCAAGCCUAACACCGAUUCCCAUGCGAAUUGCUAUUUCAAGGCCUCAAACCUUACCGAAGCGCAAAUCGGGGUUUACUUUGUAGAACACCCGUUGUGUUGCAGGGGCCCAUUGCUGCACCCACCUCCCGUCCCGAGGUACAGAUAUUCUCCAACAUCCCUGGAGGAUUGUUUCGGGGCACUGCAUGGUUUCGGCCGACGCCACCGACACCACCACCACCACCACCACAUUGCUGAAUAGAAUGUAGAGUAUGUUAAUGCCUAAGCUUCACCCAGUGUCGGCCGCUCUGUGAUGGAUCUUGCCGUAGUUUUUCCCACAGCUUGUAGUGUGGGUUUGCUUGCAGUGUACUUAGAAUAUAUUUCAUUUAAGUGUGUGUGUGUGUAUGUGUUUUUUUUUUUUUUUUUUUUUUUUUUUUUUUCUGGAUAAUAAAGAUAAACUCUUGGAAUC